Messenger RNA from Manis javanica (Malayan pangolin), 5405 nucleotides. It is a transcript of the gene AFMID, whose product is annotated as arylformamidase. Gene Ontology annotation, molecular function: arylformamidase activity. The record is from RefSeq and is a predicted model, not a curated record. NCBI's taxonomy places the organism in Eukaryota, Metazoa, Chordata, Mammalia, Pholidota, Manidae.
GAGCUGGAGAAUCAGUACACGCCCAGCAGAUGGGUCGUCCGACUGGGAGCAGAGGAGGCCCUGAGGACCUAUUCACAGAUGGGAAGUGAGGAAACAGGUCUGGGAACCUAUCAGCUAGUGAGUCACAAGGUUAACUCCCGUCUCCAGCCUGUGUGUCCAGAGUGCUGUACUUUGCUUUUUCGCUUGGUGAAGCACCCAGUGGGGCCGGGGGAGCAGGCUUCGUGAAAGAAGUGUGAGUUAGGGAGCAGCCGGCUCCAGCCUCAGCCAGGGACGUUGGAGUGGGCGGAUCUGCUCUGUCACAGCUGACCGAACCGAGUCCCAAGUGCGGUGGUUCUCUAAACGGAUAAUCCAGCAGGAAGAACAGGCUCGUGGGGUUAUUCCAGCACAUUCCAUCGCCCCCCCUGUUCUUUGUAGAAGUGCGGUGGAGCCUCGCCCCAGACUUUGAAGAGUCCCCUGCUGUGCCCGGCUCUGUGCCAAAUACAUGUAUCUCUAUUUGCUCAGUUAGUAUUUGAGUGUGUGGUGAGAUGGAUGUGAGCUUACAGAAAAGCUGUCUGUCUGAAUCGUCUUGAGGGAGCAGAGAGCCGGCCACGCUGAGAAAGGGACUCACCCGGAAGGAGCACGAGCUAAGAAGAAUGUGUUGCCUGCGGCCCUCAGGGGCUAGUGAUUGCCCUCCAUCCCUGUGGACAGCGUUGAGCACACUCUCCACUUCCCUUCCUUUUUUUGACACUCCAGCUGGACCAGAGGGGCUGGGUGUGCAACUGACCCAUCUCACACCCAAAGAGCACAAGCCUGGUAACGGGCGCUGGGGCCAGGGGAGAAAGCAGAGCGAGGCGUGCGCAGGAGUGGAGCCGGUCGCCGUUCCAGAUGUGGACAUUUUGUUCAUCAUGGGCUUUUUGACAUUAAUUUUGCUUUAAAAAAUACUGCAUUUAAAUAUUAUUUGUCCUAGUGUGGGCCAGCUUGGGCUGCCAUAACAAAAUGUAUAGACUGGAUGGCUUAAAUGUCAGGAAUCUAUUUCUCACAGUUCUAGAGGCUUAGAAGUCCAAGAUCAAGGUGUGAAGGUCCUCUGGGCUCUUCCCCUUCUAAGGCCACAUGGUGGGGCUCUCUCCUCAUGACCUCAUCCAAAUUAAUCACCUCCCAAAGGCGCCACCCCGAAAUGCCAUCCCAUUAGGGGUUAGGGCUUCAGCACAGGAACACUGGGGAGGCACAGAAAAGUUCAACUCAUAGCGGUCUUCAUUGCUGACGUUUUGGCUUCCUCCGACGCAGCCGCCCAGUGUUGUACCCAAGGCAGAGGCCUCACCGAUCUCACUCUUAUCCAGGCCCUGCAUGUUGAGGUUACAUAACUUGCUUAGGCUCAUGCAGGUCGGGAUGGUCACCACUUCGCUGAGCUGAAUGUCCAGGGGACAGUGGUGACGAUGGCCAGGCGGCUGUGUGAGUGCCGCCCCAGCUGACGUCUGCUGGCACAGUUCCCAGGCCUCUCUGGUGCUGAGUGUGAACUGGGAGAUGGUCAUGUUGGCAUCAGACUCCUAGGCGACAGCAAAGGGAUGGAAGGCAGAAAUAACGGAAAAUGAAGUCUCCUGCCGACCCAGGAAACCUCCACAAAGGUAGAAGACGCAGGAAACACGUUUUAUUAGCAGCCACCAAGAGGGCCCGGGCCACCAGGAGGAGCCUGCUGCACAUCCCCUAUGGAGAGGGCCACGGUGAGACACUGGACAUCUAUUUUCCUGAGGGCAUGUCUGAAGCCUGGCCUGUCUGUGUGUUUUUCCACGGAGGAUACUGGCAGAGUGGAAGUAAAGAUACAUCAGCUUUCAUGGUGAACCCACUGACAGCACAGGGGGUGGCCGUGGUGAUAGUGGCUUACGACAUUGCCCCCAAAGGCACCCUGGACCAGAUGGUGGACCAGGUGACCCGGAGCAUCGUGUUUGUCCAGAAGUUGUAUCCAUGCAAUCAGGGCAUUUACCUGUGCGGACACUCAGCUGGGGCCCACUUGGCCGCCAUGAUGCUCCUGGCCCGCUGGCCCAACCGUGGAGUCACACCCAAUCUCAGAGGUGUCCAUGGGGACCGUGGCCCACCUGGGCAGCCUUCACCCUCCCCUGAUGUGCCAGAUGGCCUUUUCCUGGUAAGUGGGAUCUAUGACCUAGAGCCGAUCCUGCACACCUCUUACAGCGCCCCUCUCCUCAUGACCCUGGAGGUUGCUCAGAGGAACAGCCCACAGUGGCACCUGGGAGCGACCCUGACACAGCCCGCGGAUCCCACGUGCCGUGUGCUGGUGAUCCUGGGCCAACACGACUCCCCUGAAUUCCACCGACAGUCCCGGGAGUUCUAUCAGACACUCUGCCGAGGUGGGUGGGAAGCCUCGUUUGAAGAACUCCGUGACGUGGAUCACUUUGAAAUCAUUUGGAACCUGACCCGGAAGGACUAUGUGCUCACCCAGAUGAUUUUGAAAACCAUCUUGCAGGAGUUCUGAUGGCACCUGAACCCCAGGAGGCGUGCAGCCUGACUGUGAAGCUCCUCCAGCGAGCCUGCCCGCCACCCCGCCAGCCCCAGGAGUGCCUGUGGGUCCGCUCACCCUGCCACUAGCCCAUCCUCGCUGCUCUGAGCACUGCUAAAAACCUCCGCUCCGUGGCCUUCCCUGGCCUGGACCAAGCGGCCUCCAAGGAGGGGCCAGCCCAGGUCACUGCUGUGGGAUGCCCAGAGCUGCCACCUGGCCAAAUCUGACCCCUCUGCCUGCUGAGGAGUGACAAAGGUGACAGCUCCUAGCCAUACCUGGACUUGCCUCUGGCUGACCCUUCUGUCAGAGCUCCCCAAACCAGACUUCGUUCUGUCUUGUCACCCCUUUAUCCCCUCUGUCCUAGCACCCUGUGACAGAUAGGACAGGCUUCUUCUGCCCCCCAGGGGUGUGUGCAAUUCCCACGGACCCACCAUCUCUCCUCCACCACCCUCCACACCCCACUUCCUCUCUCCCCCACUCUGAAUAGCUAAGAGUUCAAGAGUGAUUGAUGACUGCAAAAAUAGGAAAUAGCCUAAAUAUUCAUCAGUAAGGAAUAAGCAAUCUCACCACCAUGUAGCCAUUAGAAAGAGAUCUAUGUUCAGCACAUUGGAAAUCUCCACGAUGUACUGUGACAUGACAGAAAGCAAGAUGUUCAGUGAUACAAUAUGGUACUAUCUCUUGAUGAUGUCAUAAAAUGUACACCCACAAGGUGACGUGUUCCCUUGCACAUGUGUGUGGUGUAGGGAAGAGCCUGGGGUGGCCCACACCUCAUGCCUGUGCUCCUCUCUGGGGAUGGGGACACAUGAAGGUGGGUGUUUGCUUUGCUUUCUCUGGAUUCUUUGAGUCUUUUAGGAUAAGACUGAAAUCAGCAUUUAAACGUAGUAUGUAAUUUGAAACAUUAAAAUAUUCAGAAAGCUUCCAAGAUGCAGGCAAAUGAGAAUGACAUUAUAGAUGUAGCUUGAAUCCAUUCUAGAUUUUUAAAGGAAAUGACUCACAGAUUGUAGGCCUUCAUUUAAUAUUUGUAACAAAUUUCUCAGGAGACAUCUCUGGACUGCUGGCAGGAGACCCAAGUUGUCACCACACCUGGGUUUGGAAAUUAUUCCCUUAGCUUAUGCCCUGUUCAGGCAAAUGCCUUAAGGGAAGCAAACGACAGAACAAAAGUGCACUGCCUGCUGUGUGUUCCUAUUUUCAUUAAAAUGAAUAUGUAGACAUCUAUAUAUGUGACAUACUAUAUGUAGCUAUCUAUAGAUAUAGACUGUGGAUUAGGUAACUAUCAUUGUUAAAUAUCCUGGUUUUGACACCUGCACUUGGCUAUAUGAGAAAAUGAACUCUUUACAGUAAAGAGGCAUAAUGCCUUCUUACUGUUAAAUAAUUCAGGUAAAAAAUAUAGGCACACAUGUAUGCAUAUGAGAUAUAGAAUACAUAUGUACACACACUCUGAUCAUAUAUAUUCUCUCUAUAUAUAAAUAUAGGUAAAUAGAAUGAAAAUGAUAAAGUGAAUGAGGAACAUGUAAACAAAACCUGGGUAAGGGACAUGAGUAUUCUUGUACUACUAACAACUUUAAGAUGAUGACAAAAUUACCAAAAAGUUGUGACAUUAAAAGAAUAGAAGCCAGCAGCCGCUCGUGAAGGCCUCCUAUUUCUGGCCUGGCCAUCCGCUCCCCGCUGCAGCCUGCAAAGUGACUUCAGAGCACUGUCCCAGCACAAAGGACACAGACUUUUUUCCUGUAGGCUGCAGGACUUCUGCUGCUGGGACACCUACUUUGAGGAAUGGGGAGUCUGCCCGCGGCCCCCCCCCACAGUCUGGUAUUCCCCUGCUGUCCUGUAGGUUUGUCACCAUGGGGGCCUUGCCCCCACCCUCCUGGAUACCCAGUCUGGGUGAUCAGGGGCUUUGAGCUCUGUCCUUUCCUGUCCCUUAGUCCUUCAAGCUUAUUUGGAGUUUUCUGUGUGACGUCAAAGCCCUGUGAAGCUGUCCUUCCUGACCGCGGAGCAGGUCAGGGCCUGUGUUGCCCACUUUGGUUGCCUAGCACCCAGGGGCGGCUUGCAGAUCUGUUCCUAGAGCCGGGUUCACUCCCUUGCUCCCUGUCCUUUGCAGACAUCUGCCAGCGACUCCAGGUCUCCAUCGUUCACCCAUAAAAGAAUCUGGGUGGGGCAUGGAUAGGCAGGCCGGCAGGCAGAGCUGAGACUGGAAGUAGGUUCCAGCACGUGGGGAGUUUGGUGUGUGAUGACUGGCGGGAUCUCAAAUCCAUUGUGCAAAGCUGCUUAUCAAACAAAGUGUGGGGGUAGCAGACUGACUCUAGGAAGGCACGAAUCCAAACACUUUUCCCCGCACCUCCUGUCGAUACACUUCUGGAGGGGUCCAGACUUAAACAUAAAAACCCAAAGCAGAAGAAAUCUUCAAUGACUUAUAAAUCAUCUGAGUGGAGCAAGCGUUUCUAAGCAUGACAAAAAACAAAACUAAAGAAGCCGAGUCGUUAUGUCUGCCUAAACAUUAGAAACUUGUGCAGGAAAAAAAAAACAUGACAGUCCAAAGACAACAAAUUGGAAAGGGGGUGAGUGGCUGGGGGAGAGGACAGAUGAGAGAAGCCCCUUGUGUAUAAAAAUUCUCAUCAAACAAUAGGAAAAAAAUCAGUAACGCAAAAGAAAUGUGGUCAAAGACAAGAACAGGCGAUUCAUGGGAAAGGAGUUUAGGUGACGGUAAGAGAGCCGCCCUCCGUUUGCAGUAGAGAUGACUUUAAACAAGGACGUGCUGUUUGCAUGCUCCCGCCAAGACCAAAACGUUUGAUGUCCCGCAGCGUUGCCGGAGAAUGGGGACUCGGGCCUUCCAAGAACGUGGUCUUGACCUUGUAAAGUUAACUAGGGAGAACUUUGACCCUGAGAACUUAGCAAACAAUAAAAGUAACGCAGCCUCACCCUG